ACGAGCGCAGGGCAGCUUCUCACCCUGACCUCAACUGAGUGCGUAAAUCUCGUACUGGUUUGCUUCACGCAUUUCCAGGAAGAGAGAGAGAGAGAGAGAGAGAGAGGAUUUUGUUUGACGAUGGCGUUUAUCAUCUGUCUACAGCCAUGGCGAGGACCAUGGCCUCUGUCGUCUACUCAGCAGCUUUCUCUCUGUAAAUUCUCCACUUCUCUUCCUCGUAACCUUUCCGUCGUUUCUUCUUUGGUUUCGACGACACCAUCAGCAGUUUCUAAGUUCAACUCUUCUUUUAAGCGUAAUCCUUCUCUGUUCAUCCAUAAGCUCUCUAUAAUGCCGACCGAAGCGCCAAAAUCAUGUCUAGUUCCUCUAGGCCAUGGAUGUUCAUGGAUGCAGGACAAUUCAACAAGUUGCGACACAGAAACCAGCCCUGGGUUGAAGCUGGGGCCCUUAUAUUCUAUGUUUCCCUCUACGCCUGCGGUAGUUUCCUCUGUACAGGACCUUUUAGAAUUUGUAUGCUCCGGUCCUCUUACGGAGAAAUUGGGCCUGACUACAGAAAUAGUGGAAGCAAGCAUUGACAAGUGGCUACUGCUUGGGAGUUACCUGUGCAGAUUGUUACAGUUCAAUGAGCUGCAACUUACAAUCCCUCAGAAAACAAGAAUAUAUCACUACUAUAUACCAGUGUUCUUCUGGUGCGAAGAUCAGAUAUCUAAGCAUAAUUCAAUGUUCAAAGAUGGGGAGGAAAUCCCUCCUUUAGUGAUUGGCUUUAGUGCGCCACAAGGUUGUGGAAAGACUACUCUUGUCUUUGCUCUAGAGUUUCUCUUCAGACAGACUGGAAGGAAAUCUGCAACAUUAUCAAUAGAUGACUUCUAUUUGUCAGCAGAGGGACAGGCUAAGUUGAGAGAAGAAAAUCCUGGCAAUGCACUUUUGGAGUUUCGUGGAAAUGCUGGAAGUCAUGAUCUCCAAUUGUCCAUAGAAACGCUAACGGCUCUGAGCAAACUGAGUAAAGAAGGUAUAAAGAUGAAGCUGCCACGGUAUGACAAAUCUGCCUAUGGUGGAAGGGGUGACAGAGUUGAUCCUUCAACAUGGCCGGAGAUUGAAGGCCCAUUAAAUGUCGUUCUAUUUGAAGGUUGGAUGCUUGGCUUCAAACCCCUUCCUGUGGAAGCUGUAAAAGCAGUUGACCCCCAGCUGGAGAUUGUAAACAAGAAUCUUGAAGCUUAUUAUGAUGCAUGGGACAAAUUUAUAAAUGCAUGGAUAGUGAUCCAGAUUAAAGACCCCAAUUGUGUGUACCAGUGGCGGUUACAGGCAGAGAUUGCAAUGAGGGCAGAUGGCAAACCUGGAAUGUCAGAUGAGGAGGUUAUGGACUUUGUUUCUCGUUACCUGCCAGCAUACAAGGCUUAUCUUCCUACACUUUACUCAGAAGGACCAAAAGGGUCAGAUCCAGAACGUCUUCUUGUUGUUGAAAUCGAUGAGGAGAGGAAUCCCAUCUUGGCUGUGUAACUAAUCUUAACUGAUCAAUCAUAUUCAGUGGCACAGACAUUCUUCUUUCUGUUUUUUGAAAUUUUCUCGUGUCACAUGCAAUGUUAGUGAGAGGAACCUCUGCUGGAGAGGCUUGCCUUAAGUGUUAAUUCAAUGUAAAUGUAAUAAUAUGUAACUAUGUACCAUUGUCAUGUGAAAGGAAAAUUUUUCCAGAAAGGAGCAA
Macadamia integrifolia is the source of this 1696-nucleotide messenger RNA. RefSeq names its product D-glycerate 3-kinase, chloroplastic. The record is from RefSeq and is a predicted model, not a curated record. The transcript has 12 exons. Bases 121 to 1494 code for a protein of 457 amino acids. NCBI's taxonomy places the organism in Eukaryota, Viridiplantae, Streptophyta, Magnoliopsida, Proteales, Proteaceae. Gene Ontology annotation, cellular component: cytoplasm. Gene Ontology annotation, biological process: photorespiration.